Molecule: messenger RNA, 2369 nt
Organism: Octopus bimaculoides (California two-spot octopus)
Lineage: Eukaryota; Metazoa; Mollusca; Cephalopoda; Octopoda; Octopodidae
Biological process (GO): G protein-coupled receptor signaling pathway
Cellular component (GO): plasma membrane
Molecular function (GO): G protein-coupled receptor activity
Source: RefSeq, a predicted model, not a curated record
UCAUUCGAAGAGAGUAGCUGUGUACGUGAUUAAUAAAUUUGGUGGGUGUCUGUCUAUUUUAUUUAAAAUAUUUCCCAACUUCUUACAGGGGAUAUUUAACACGCUUUCCAUACGGAUUAUGAAUAUUAUCCAUCUAACAACAUUUCUUUCCUCUUCAUUCGAUGUUAACAAUUACUCUUGUUACAGGAGACACAUAUUACAAGUACAUGUUUUAUCAACGCUGAAGGCCGGAAACAAAAUCGACGUCGAUGUUAUUUAAGCUGUGAAACAACUUAUUUUGUAACUUUCUUUUAAAAAUAGAAUAAUGAUAAUUGUUCGGUAUUAUCAUGAAGCUUGAAUUACGUAGCAACUAUGAUUUCCCUUUUUUGUCCAAUUAUUAUCAGCUUAAACUGGCGUUAACUUUAUUGUAUGGUAAUGUGACGUAAAGACACCUUCCCUGUAUAUCCGGCUUAUUGUUGAAGCGACAUAAUAAAUUUGGAAGGAAACGCAAACACAUCAGAGUGAUUCAGAGAAAAUGUCAAAGAAAGACGACCGGCGUUCGGAAAUUUUACCCAUGUUUUGUUGACAAAUUAAUGACAUUUUAACCAGGAUUGAAUAACGGAUUACCAAAAUUCUCAACAAUGAAUAAUAGUUCAACAGAUUAUAGUUCAACAGAAACUGCGUCCAAAAUCCUAUGGGGGUUUUUCUCUCCGAUCCUGUUAUUUGUUGGAGUUACAGGAAACUGUCUUGUUAUUACUAUUUUAGUGUUCAAGCGCAAAGAGGUGGUAAAUUCUUCAAUAAUUUUCAGAAGUGUAUUAGCUGUAACUGACAUGAUUAUACUGUGUACUGUUCUAACUAAAUACUGGGCUCAAUAUGUAAUAGAUGUUGAUAUGCGUAGCGUUUCUAGUUUCGGGUGCCAGUUCAAUUUAUUUAUUACUUAUGUUAGUAUGCAAUAUUCAGCUUGGAUUAUUGUCGUUAUGACUAUCCAACGUUGUCUUCUUAUUCACAGACCUUUCACUUUUAAACGACUAUGGACUACGAAUGUAUCAGUUAUAGUACUUGUCUGUGUCUUUAUUUUCCUAGCUUUGGUAGAUUGUCAUUACUUCUUCACGAAUGAAGUACAGAAAAAUAAUUGUGUUUCAAAAAAUGAAGAAAUAGAACACUUCGAAGAUUUUGUUUUUGUAUUUAUUGAUUUGGCAUUUUUGUGCCUGAUUCCUUUCGUCUUCAUGCUUGUAGGUAACAUAUAUUUCAUGUUAGUUAUGAAAAGGCAAAGUAAUUUUCGUAGAUCACUCACCGAGGGCCAAAGAAAUGCCAAUACAGGCAUCAAUCAACGAACUGCCCGAAUGACACGCCUUGUCAUGAAACUCACAUGGUUGUUCCUAGCAACGACCUUACCAAUCUGUAUUGAAAUGAUUGUCGAUUCUGUUUACAAAACAGAUAACGAUUCCUUGGCAGCUUUAGACCUUGCAAAAACCAUCUGCUAUUUGAUCCAACUGACUGGAAUUUCACUAAAUGUUUGCAUUUACAUCAACUGUGAUAAUAACUUUCGGCAGCAGUUAGGAGUCAUGUUCAACUGCUACAGAAGAAAAGAUUGGUCAAGGGGCAGCGGAUCGAAUUGCGUCAGCAGCAUUUGCAGUUUUGAUUCAGAAAGAGAAACGGCCUUCACAUCAACAAGGAGAGAUACUGAAAAAAGUCUUCGUAAACCUAGUCAAGCAAAUAAUGCAGCUGUACAGAUAAAUGCUUGCACUCAUGAUUCAGAAAGAGAAACGACCUUCACGUCAACAAGGAGAGACACGGAAAAAAGUCUUCGUAAGCCUAGUCAAGCAAACAAUACAGUUACACACAUAAAUGAUUCUGAAGAUGCUACACAAAUGUAAAAAUAAUGCUUCUUUCAAACUACGACUGUUUUAUAUUUUACUUCAGAUCUAUCAAUUGAAAAUGUAUAUAUAUAUAUAAUUGCUUGAUUUUUUUCAAACUUAAUCCAUAAAAAUUUGUUCCACCUAUUUUUCCCACAAAAAAAAAUAAAACAUCAUGAUAUCUUACACUAUUUCUAAUGAAAAAUAUCUUUCAUUAUUACAUUUCUGAACAUUUUAUACAAUUAUGAAUAUCACUGAAAAAUAUUGCAUCUGGACCUUGAAAAAUUGCUUGCUGUCAGUAAAUUUUUAUGUCCUUGAAUAAGAUCGCUGUUAGGCAGUGAAGACUGGACAUAGAAAAGGACAAUUACUAUAGCAAUACUACCCGGACUUCAUUGUGAAUUACACUAUUAUUAAAUACCUACAUCUGUAAAAACUCGUCUUUUAUUCAACGAUGCCAGAAAAUGGCAAAUGCUAGCAUCAAAACAUCUAUCACCUUGACAAGCGUUAAUAAAAUUUGUCUUUGUUAUUUCAUAA